CCAAGUGGGCGGAGGAGGCCCAGGCUCUGAGAUCACCGGAGGUAUAAAAACAUGCGCGCUGGGCGCGGCCCCGCUCAGUCUCAGAGAAGGGCUCCUCGGGAAAGCUUCGCUUGUAAGAACAACAAGAAAGAAGGAAGGAAGGAAAAAAGAGCGCCGUGUGUGGGUGCGCGCGCGCCACUUUCACCUUUGAGGAGAGAAAGUGCAAGGUUUUCCCUCUCGGAUCGGUGCAGCCUCGCAGAGUCCAAAAGCUCGAACCGCGCGAAAACCGGCCCCGCCAUCAUGGAAGUACAGAAAGAAGCGCAGCGCAUCAUGACCAUGUCGGUCUGGAAGAUGUACCAUUCGCGCAUGCAGCGCGGCGGCCUUCGACUACACCGCAGCUUGCAGCUGUCCCUUGUUAUGCGGAAUGCCCGGGACCUCUAUCUCUCCGCCAAGCUGGAGGAAGAGGACGAGAUGGCCGGGAACGGAGGAGCGGCGGAGGACUUUGCCGGACGGCAGCCUCAGCCGGACAUAGAAGAGGGAGAGGUUGCGGCCCCUCAACAUCUGGAGGGUCCUCCGGCAACCCCUCUUCCUCCGCAACUAGAAGUGCUCCCUCCCACCCCGCUCCCGUUGGAAGCGCAGCAGCCGCCCCCUCUGGCCUGCCCGGACCCGGAGCCCAUGGAGACCCAGGAGCAGCCCAGCAGCUCGCCCGCGCCUCCCUCGUGCCAGUCUCCCUGGAGCCGAGGCGCCUCCGGGCCCCCGCCGGGCGCCGAGAAGCCUAGCCGCAAGCGCCGCAGUAGCAGCCUCGGCAAGAUCGGAGCAGCUGAAGCCGGCCUGGUGCCCAGUAAGAAGGCGAAGCUGGCGGAAGAGGAAGGCGAGAGGCAGCCGCAGCGCCAAGAGGGGCCUUUCCCAGGCCUAGCCAGAGUCCUGCAGGAUCGGUUCUCUGGCUUGAUCCUCCAGUCGCCGCCCGCUAAAGGCGCCGACGAGCCCAAGGCGAGCUGCCGGCAAGGGGACGGCGUGCUGAGCAUCGUGGUCAGAGCAGUGGUGGCUUUUUAAGAGGCCCCCGCCAGGGACUCUUAGCUGGAAACUUCUCUCUCCGCCGGAGAAGCGGAGCCUGCUGAAGCCUCUCACUGCAGAGGAGCUACAUAUCGUCCCCCAAGCCCGGCCCAGCGGCCCCAUCUCCUCGGUGGCGGGCCUUGGGCGGUUAGGAAGACGCACAGCGGGAGGCUGGUGAUGGAUUGGGGGUGGGGCGGGGGGCACCAGUGGGUCCCUCCUCCUUUUCCUCCCUCCGGAUUUAGGCGAGAGACGCUCUGGUGGCUUGGGAAGAAGGCGAGACCAAAGGCUGCGGGAGACGGAGGAGGGUUGCCGAAAGACGCCUCGGGGCCCCCAGCGAGCCGGAGAUGCGGCCAGCAAGAGCGUCGGUGUGAACAGAUGGGAGAAAAUAACUUUGGGGGAAAAUAAAUCUCCAGGAAAAGGGGAGAGACUUGCAACCAGUCAAGUCUCUGAAUCCGGAUUCAGACGGUUGACUCGUGUGGAAAGCAACCACUAUCUGUACUGGGUGCAUUUUUUUGUUUUGGUUUUUUUUUUGGUGCUAGUCGAUAACAAUGACGUGUCUAUCCUGCCUUUCCUUAAGUUGUUGCCAGUUCUGGGUUAUGUGUGUGUCCGUAGUAUCCCUUUUCUUUUUGAAUAGAAUUAGUGGGAGGGGACCUACGGAUUGUUAGGCAGCUGGGGCAGCUCCCCGGAAGGGUUAAAAAGCCCUGCUGAGAGCUGUUGAAGAAAAGCAGCUUUUGUCAGCCCCACUCCCAAGUGGGAGGGAGCAGCCAUCUACCAGCAUUCUUUUCCUCGGGGCCAUCCCUCUUUCUUACCUAGUAAUUAAGGAUGAUGAAGUGGCCUGUUUCUUUGUGCCAGAGAAGAUCUCAGAACCAGAUUAGUCUUGCCAGUGUGUGUGUGUGGUGAGAGCAGGAACUGAAGGUGGGGGGGAAGAAACCCAACCAGUCAUACUAGUUAUGACACAUCUCUCAUAUGACUAGCAUUUGCAUUACACUGGGUCCAACAGUGCAGGGGAUUUCCUGCUGAUAUUGCCUUAGCUCUGUGUGUGUGUGUGUGUGUGUGUGUGUGUGUGUGUGUGUGGCUGCUGUAUUUUUUUUUUAAGGUGUGGGUGGAAUGACGAGUGCGGGGGAAGGAAGACGUGUGAGUUUUUCCCCUGAAGAUGUCAUCUUGGAGUCUUACUGGUGGUUCCUAGAUGACUGAAGCUGUUGAGAGGCAUUGAACUGUGAGGAGGAAUGCUGUCUUUACAUCUACAAAACACUUUCUUCCCCACAUCCAGCUUGAAUAAUUUCUCACCUAACUAAAGAGAAUAUGGGCAAUACAAUCUUUUCUAAUGAUUGUGUGUUCUGUCUUAUCUCUAAAACCAGUAAUUCCAUCAUCCUGUGGAAUUUCAAGACACCUUUCUCUGCCUUUGUUCAUGAAGUGUUUCUUCCACUGGAUCUCUUAUGCAUGAAGCAGCUCCUAUUGUCCUGGUUUUAUCUAGUGUGUGUCAUCUCAAUGGAAAUGCUUCUCAAAUGUGUGUUGGAUACAAGUUAUGAGUGUUGGGAACAGAUCUGUGGAAAUGUGAUCAUGAAAUGUUGGCUUUCAAAACUAGCAAUAGAAUUGGUUGCUGUUGAGGUACUUCGUAAUGCUAACUGUAUGUAAUUUGCAUUUAUCUUCUGUUGCCUUGAAGAGGGAAGAAUACAGACUGCUUUUGGUUCUAGUUUUUACCCUCAUGGUGUUAACAAUUUUGGUCACUGAAAUAAAGACCAUCUGGUUUUUUUUACUCA
This is a messenger RNA of Hemicordylus capensis (graceful crag lizard), 2792 nucleotides long. It is a transcript of the gene IER2, whose product is annotated as immediate early response 2. The record is from RefSeq and is a predicted model, not a curated record. The transcript has a single exon. The coding region runs from base 52 to 1032 and encodes 326 amino acids. Lineage: Eukaryota; Metazoa; Chordata; Lepidosauria; Squamata; Cordylidae.